Molecule: messenger RNA, 1707 nt
Organism: Blepharisma stoltei
Lineage: Eukaryota; Ciliophora; Heterotrichea; Heterotrichida; Blepharismidae
Source: the annotation of a GenBank genome assembly
AUGCAGUGUUCCAUUCAAGGUUGUUCCGAUAAGGCAAAAUCUUUCUGCAGCUGCACUGAGUCAAAUCAAUACCUUUGCGACUCCCAUACAGAUCUUCACUUAAAAUCCACUUCCUCUUCUGAUCACAAGCUCGAAAAUAUAUACACCCAACCGGUAUCCCAGACCAAGCAAUCAUUGUUGCUCCACAUCGUCAAAAAAAUCAGCGAUCUCAAGAAGUCUAAAACCAAGUCUGUCGUGGACUCCAAUCAAGAAAUCCGUGAAAUUCAAACCCACAUGGAAAGUGCCUUGGAAAAGUUUGAUUCUGACAUAAAGUCCUACAUCGACCUGAUGGCAGAAAUCAUAUCAACCGAAGAAAUCGUGAAAAAUGAUAUUUUUUUCAAAAUAAAUAGAAAAUUUAUCAUAUAUUUUUUUUUAAAAAAAAUAAUUAAUAUAAACAGGUAUAAAUCCUUUGUUAGCACUCUCCUUCAGCUUCCAGAAGAAGACGCCCUCAGGUUUCUAGACGAGUUUUAUUCAUCUUCACCAAAAACUCAAGACUUUUUAACCUCGCUGAACAUUUCUAAAAAUGUUCAAACAGAAGCCUCAAUCCCAGAGGAGACCAAAAAUCACGAAAAAAUGGACAGAAUUUACAUGGACGGCUGCUUUGACCUGAUGCACUCAGGACACUUCAAUGCCAUCAGGCAGGCCAAAUCUCUAGGAAAAGUUCUGGUGGUCGGUGUUCACUCUGAUGCAGAAAUCACGAGGAAUAAAGGCCCACCAGUGAUGAACGAGCAAGAAAGAUACCAAUUAGUCAGAGCUUGCAAAUGGGUCGACGAAGUUAUGGAAGAAGCCCCAUAUUCGCCCACAAUUCAGCUUCUAGACUCUUUGAACUGCCAAUAUGCAGCUCAUGGGGAUGAUUUGAGUAUUAAUGCAGACGGCUCUGACUGUAUGUCAAUACUAAAGCGGGCUGGAAGAUGCAAAAUUUUCAAAAGGACUGAAGGGAUUUCAACAACCACUUUGGUUGGAAAAUUAUUACUAAUGACCCGUGAUGAGCUGCUAAAUAUAGAGCAGCCUCGAAAAUCAAAUGAAAUUUCUUCAGUAAAUGACUCUAUCCAAGCACAGUUGGACAGGAAGUCAAUUCUCACCACAAGUCGUAGAAUAAGCGAAUUUUCGAAUAAAAAAGAACCAAAAAAUAGUGACACCAUUGUGUAUAUUGACGGGACCUUUGACUUGUUCCAUGCUGGACAUGUAGAGACUUUGAGAAGAGCCAGGCAGUUUGGGGAUUAUUUAUUAGUAGGAAUUCAUGAUGACCAAACAGUAAAUCAUUAUAAGGGGUCAAAUUACCCUAUAAUGUCGCUCCAUGAUAGAGUCAUGUGUGUGCUCUCAAUCAAAUAUGUUGACGAAGUUAUAAUUGGCGCGCCUUGGGUUAUUUCUAAAGAAUUACUGACUGGGUUUAAUAUAAAAUAUGUAUGUGGAGGAACAGUGACAAAAGGGACUUCAGGAGCUUACCAUUGGAGAAAAGGCAGCAUUGAGGUAGAGGACUGUGAUCCAUAUCAGAUCCCAAAAGAAAUGGGAAUUUAUAGGCAAAUAGAAAGCGCGUUUGAUUUGGACACUGAUAUCAUCAUUUCGAGAAUUGUCAACAAUAGACUGAAAUUCCUGUCAAAGUUUGAGAAGACGUCUCAGAGGGAGGCAAAGUAUGUGGAGAACAAGGAGUAUAUUCCAGAAGCCUAA